UGCCCUAGCCGAGAUGACAGGCUUGCCUCGGCAUGUAUCUUCCCUUGAUGCUGCUAACCUGACACUCGAUCCACUUGCCAGUCCAUCCGGCACCACGGGCAUGACAGGGUCAUCUGUAACAUAUGAUGUGGGAUGUAUAUAGUGGGAGAGAUUCGUCGGCCUCAUCGCCACCCAGUCCACAAAGGCCGUCAAUAACACCUGUCGCAGAGCUUUUCCAUGAUGGCGCCAUACAGCAGUCUCUUCCUUCUUGCCAUUGUUGGCCUCAGCAAUGCUGCUCCCUCCAGGGUGCAACACACCCCAAACACGGCCAUUCACCCUCGUGCUGUCUGUACCCCAACCUCCAGCGGGGAUUCCUCAACUGACGAUGUGCCCGCCAUCACCGAGGCUCUCACCUCAUGCGGAAACGGGGGCACCAUUGUCUUUCCCGAGGGCAGCACAUAUUAUCUCAACAGUGUUCUGGAUCUGGGCAAGUGCAGCAAUUGCGACAUCCAAGUGGAAGGCCUGUUGAAAUUCGCCAGUGACACCGACUACUGGAGCGGCCGAACCGCCAUGAUCAGCGUCUCCGAUGUGGAUGGGUUGAAGCUGCGAUCGCUGACAGGCUCUGGUGUCAUUGAUGGAAAUGGCCAGGAUGCGUAUGACCUCUUUGCGCAGGAUAGCAGCUACAAGCGGCCCACCCUCCUGUACAUCACCGGUGGUAGCAACAUCGAAAUCUCCGGGUUGCGCCAGAAGAACCCUCCCAAUGUGUUCAACUCCGUCAAGGGUGCCGCCACAAACAUCGCCUUCUCGAACCUGCGCAUGGAUGCGACCUCCAAGUCGGACAACCCGGCCAAGAACACGGACGGGUUCGACAUCGGCGAGAGUACCUAUGUGACCAUCACCGAAGUGACCGUCGUCAACGAUGACGACUGCGUGGCCUUCAAGCCCAGCUCCAACUAUGUGACCGUGGACACGAUCAGCUGCACUGGCUCCCAUGGUAUCUCCGUGGGGUCCUUGGGCAAGUCCAACGCCGACUCGGUCAAGAACAUCUAUGUCACCGGAGCUACCAUGAUCAACUCCACCAAAGCGGCCGGCAUCAAGACUUAUCCGAGUGGGGACAGCCACGGCGUGUCGACUGUCAGCAACGUGACGUUCACCGACUUCACCGUCGAAAACUCCGACUACGCCUUCCAGAUCCAGAGCUGCUAUGGCGAGGAUGACGACUACUGCGAAGAGCAUCCUGGCAACGCGCAGCUGACGGAUGUUACCGUGUCGGGCUUUAGUGGCACGACCAGUGAUAAAUAUGACCCGGUUGUGGCCAACAUUGACUGCGGUGCGGACGGAAAGUGUGGCAUCACCAUCAGUGGAUUCGAGGUCAAGGCGCCCUCGGGAGAUGCGGAAGUCCUGUGCGCCAAUACCCCAUCGGACCUUGGCGUGACUUGCACCUCGGGGGCUUCGGGCUAAGGGCUUUCGCUAGAAGAAUGAUCUCGGUGCCCAUGUGCUGCCGAUCUUCGUCAUUGUGAUUGAUCAGUCUGUACCGUGGGGAGCCACGGGGAAAGUGACUGUAAACAGUCAGUGCACAAUAAUCUGGAAAUCAUAAAAUACCGUCAUUCCCGUGAAUAGUGCCCAGGUAUCCA
Aspergillus sclerotioniger CBS 115572 is the source of this 1613-nucleotide messenger RNA. Its product is annotated as putative extracellular exo-polygalacturonase. The record is from RefSeq and is a predicted model, not a curated record. Gene Ontology annotation, molecular function: polygalacturonase activity. The transcript has 2 exons. Bases 217 to 1440 code for a protein of 407 amino acids. Lineage: Eukaryota; Fungi; Ascomycota; Eurotiomycetes; Eurotiales; Aspergillaceae. Gene Ontology annotation, biological process: carbohydrate metabolic process.